Molecule: messenger RNA, 808 nt
Organism: Paramecium octaurelia
Lineage: Eukaryota; Ciliophora; Oligohymenophorea; Peniculida; Parameciidae
Source: the annotation of a GenBank genome assembly
AUGGAUUAAAAUAAUAAUCAAGAAGUUCAGAAUGAAAUAUAGUAUCCAUUUUAGUAAAUGCUAUCAGAGGAUCAAUUUCAUUUGUUUGAAAACAUUAAGGUGAAGGUGAUUGGUUAAAAUGGAAAGGAAAUCGAAUUUACUCCAAAUUCUGGAAACCUACUCAUUACAAAUGAAAGAUUGUGUUGGUACAGUUUACCAUAGAGCAAUGAAUCAUUAACAAAUGAAUAAUUGUAAAAAGAUAUUCAAAUUGAAAAAACACAAGAGAAUAGUUCUUUAGUUUCCAAUUUGAAUGGAAAAUCAUUUAUGUUUAAUUAUGAAACCCUAGUCUCACAUGGCUAAUAAGGGGAUUAGUUUAUGUGUUUUUUAGGGUCUCAAGAGGAAGAAGAGAUGGAAUUAGAAGAAGAAUAAGAAGCUUUAAUUGAAUUAAUUUAGUAAUAAAAUCCAGCUGAAAUAGUUAAUUUAGGAAAGGGUGAAUAUUAGGUAAGCAUAUAUAUAGAGAUAGAUAUAUUUUGAUCUUAGUAAAUAAUCAAAGGAAACAUAAAAUAAAAUAAAUGAUAUUUUUACAGAAUUAGCAACAGCAAAUGUAGAGAUGGAAGACGAAGGAGAUGAAUUUAUGGAUGAAAUGAUUACAGCCGAUAAUAUCGAUUAAGAUGGAAAUAUUAUUGUUAAAAAAAAGUAAUAAUAAGAAGGUGAAGAAAUAGAAGAUAAUGACGAAGAUUAUGAAGAUGUAGAUGAUGAUGAGGAAGAUGGAGAAGAAGAAGCAGAUAAUUAAUUUGCGAAUAAAAAGAAUAAUUAAGAAUAAAAUUGA